CACCUAUCCAGUUAGCCCGGAAGCUAAAAACGGAGAUUUUCUGAUUUCUCGUAAACCCUAGGCGGCUCCGACCGCUUCUACAACAGCCAUGGCCGGCGGUAACAAUACAAGCAAGCCGUCUCAGAAGCCUCCUUCUUCUUCCACCGCCCCUUCUAACCGGAAAUCCCGCUGGGAGUCCUCCACCAACAAUCCUCCCUCCGAUCCCAAAUCCGAUUCUAAAUCUUCCAAACCCCAUAAUCCUUCCUCGAAGGUUGCAAUUAGUCCCAAUGCAACUCAUCCCAAGCAUCCCGCCGACAAGGCUGCUAAUCCAACUCCGGCAUCGGCUCCUCUCCAUUCACCUGGAGUUCCUCUUCCCUUUUCCGAUCCCUCGGAUCUUGGCCCACCGCCUCCGCCGUCUUAUGGAUUCCACAUGCUCGAUCGUCGCACGAUUGUUCUUGCUGAUGGAAGCGUACGGUCGUACUUUGCUCUCCCUCUGGACUAUCAAGAUUUUACUCCGCCUGCAAGGCCCAUGGAUCUUGCUGCUCGGUUUUUACCAAUGGGGUCCGGUGGUCCUGGCCGUGAAUAUGGUGGAUUUGACCGUCGGUUCCCCCCCGGUGGCCCUAUGAGUCCAAAUGAAUUUCGGGGUGUUCGGGAAGAACAGUUUGCGCGUUCCAGGCCUCAAGAGCACUGGAACUCUCGAGGGACUGACGAACGUGGUGGUCCUGCAGAAUUUUCGAUGAAGAGGAAAUUCAAUGACGACAAUGAGAAAGACAGGAAGGAUGAGAAAGACGAAAUGUGUAGGCGACAACAGCAAUUCUUGCACAAUGAGAAUGCAAAUGGGUUUCAUACUGGUUCUGGCGAACGGCGGGGUGAUUUUUUGGCGGGAACGAGUGAUCCAUAUGGUCGAACAGAAGAUAUAAGGUUCUCGAAGUACAUGCGAGUUGGUGGUAGUUAUGAAAACGAAGGUUUAAGGCCAGGUAGCGGUCACAAUGUAGCUCCUAAAUAUUUGGAAGUUGACCAGAAUGCAUUGAGAAAGGCAUUCCUUCACUUUGUGAAGACUAUCAAUGAAAACGCAACUCAGAAAAAGAAUUAUUUGGAGGACGGGAAACAUGGGCGUCUUCAAUGUCUUGCUUGUUCAAGGUCCUCUAGAGAUUUUCCAGAUAUGCAUGGCCUUAUUAUGCACACAUACAACUGUGAUAGCGCUGACUUGCUAGUAGAUCAUCUGGGUUUACACAAAGCUCUUUGUGUAUUAAUGGGGUGGAACUACUCAAAGCCUCCUGAUAGUUCAAGAGGGUACCGGUAUCUAUCUGCUGAUGAAGCAGCAGCUAACCAGGAGGAUCUGAUUAUGUGGCCUCCUCUAGUUAUCAUCCAUAAUACAAUUAUUGGAAAGGGUAAAGAUGGGCGCAUGGAGGGUUUGGGAAACAAGGCAAUGGAUAGUAAAAUUAGAGGACAAGCAUACAAUUUUAAAGUAGAGUGCGGAAUCAAUCCUCUGGGCUGUCUCCAGUUACGUUUCUGCACGUACUUAUUGAUUGCAUGUUUAUCAAAAGGGAAGUUGAUUGUGUAGGUGAGUUGCCUUGUUUUUAAAAUAUCUGGCACACUUGGGAGUUGGAGCCGACCGCGGGUGUGCAUGUGAAUCUUGAUGGAGGCUCUAAUCAAUUAAUAAUAAUUGUUAUCGGAUGAAUUAGACUCUCUUGUAUUUAUAACUUGAUUCUAGCUUGAGAAAUAUAUCUUCAACUAGAUGAUUUUUGUUCAUUGGAGUACAAAUCUGUGCAUCUGGUCCAACCAAUCAGGAGUGGAUCCAGAAGGGUGAAAUGCCUAAUUUGGUUGUUUUUUUCUUAUAUAUUAUUGAUGUUUGUACAAUAUAUUUCAACUAGACAAUUGGGCAAUUUAAUCUUGGUUCACAGUAAUCUAAUUGAGUACUUUUUGAAGGUAAAUGUAGCUUAUGCAGCCGAGUGUGGGAUACCAGGGUGGGAUACCAGGAGGCCAACUUUUAGUGACAGUUUUUGUUUGCUUUUCAGUGUCUGUAGUUUCUGUUUGAUAUGAUUUGAAGAAUUUUUUCUUUCAAAAGUAGAAAUAGGAAGGAUAUUAUCUCUGGGGCAGUGAUGUUGAAUGCUGAAAAUUAGUCUUUGGUGUCGGUGGAAGGAGGGAGAUACUUUGAGAGUAGUCUCGGCUAGGAAUCUUAUCCACAAUAUUGUAUGGUUGCGUCCAAGCUGGAUGGUUACAUCAUCCUACAUUUAUAUUUUAACCAGGAAAGCCUCAUUACUAUUAGUAUUAUUUUGAUGUGUUGUAAGCUAUGUUGCAAAAGAUUCUUGCUAUUUCCUUCAUUUUGACAGGUAACCAUGGAGGUAGUGUGGUUUUGGUUCAAACCAUGGAUCCACAUGAGAAAGAGAAUGGAACCCUAGAUUGAAACGGGGUUGAGACAAAAGGGGGAAGUUGAGAAUGGGGAUGGAAGGGAUAGGGAAAGGGGAAGAGGGUGUAAGCUUUACACGUGUGAUGCGCAUGCUUGGAAGACGCUGGAGUUGAUGUAGGGAGGGAGAGGCAGGAAAUGGCACUGUGUAUAAUUGCGUACCUUGUUUUGGCAUCUGUCUGUGCUUUAACUGACUGAACCCAUGUGGUGGUCAGACUAUGUGGGCAUGGCCCAUCCCCCCACCUAUCCCCCAUUCCUUUCCCUCUCUUUUGCUUUGAUUUUCGUGAAAGCACUUUCUUCCCACACCCUAAUCCCUUCAUUCUGUUCUCUACACUACACCUAUGGUAGUUAACAUACACUAACUACUCUACCUACUGUUAUACUCUACAUCCAUGUUCUUGAUCGAGUGAGCUGUGCUCGAAUUGAUUAUA
Cucurbita maxima (winter squash) is the source of this 2817-nucleotide messenger RNA. RefSeq lists its product as uncharacterized. Lineage: Eukaryota; Viridiplantae; Streptophyta; Magnoliopsida; Cucurbitales; Cucurbitaceae. The transcript is spliced from 3 exons. The coding region runs from base 89 to 1543 and encodes 484 amino acids. The record is from RefSeq and is a predicted model, not a curated record.